AUGGCCAAGAUUAACACCCAGUUCUCCCACCCUGCGGUAAGGACCACGGACAGAGAUCUUGACCACGUUGAAAACGGCCUCAGCAGGGUCCACUCGCCGAGUGAGGAGACUUCGUCAGAACUGCAGCAGAUCGCCAUGGAGACCAGAGGACUGGCGGAGUCCAGGCAAAGCUCCUACACCAGCCAGGGCCCCGCCAGGAUGUCUCGCCUGAUCAUCUCACUGCGAGCCUGGACCACCAGGCACUUACACCAUGAGGCCCAGAGAACAGACUCCUUCCUGGAGCGUUUCCGUGGAGCUGAGCUCAAGGAGGUGUCCAGCCAAGAAAGCAAUGCCCAGUCAAAUGUGGGCAGCCAGGAGCCACCAGAGAGAGGGAGAAGUGGCUGGCCCCUGGCCAGAAACAACACCAACGCCUGCAACAACUCAGAGGAUGACAAGGCGAAAAAGGAGGAGAAGGAGAAAGAGGAAGAGAAAGAGAAAAACUGCUCAAAACAAGAGGAAAACAAGGACAGCGUGGUGGUGGACCCCUCCAGCAACAUGUACUACCGCUGGUUGACUGUCAUUGCCCUGCCUGUCUUCUAUAACUGGUGUCUGCUGGUGUGCAGGUCCUGUUUCGAUGACCUGCAGUCUGAGCACGUGAUGCUGUGGCUCGUCCUGGACUACUCGGCAGAUGUCCUCUAUGGCUUGGAUGUGCUGGUGCGAGCCCGGACAGGCUUCCUUGAGCAAGGCUUGAUGGUCAGGGAUGCCCAGAGGCUUUGGAAGAAUUACACAAAGACCAUGCACUUCAAGCUAGACAUGUUGUCCCUGGUCCCCACAGACCUGGCUUAUUUUAAGUUGGGUAUAAACUACCCAGAACUGAGGUUCAACCGCCUACUGAAGUUUGCCCGGCUCUUUGAGUUCUUCGACCGCACAGAGACAAGGACCAACUACCCCAAUUUGUUCAGGAUUGGGAACUUGGUCUUGUACAUCCUCAUUAUCAUCCACUGGAAUGCCUGCAUCUACUUUGCCAUUUCCAAGUUCAUUGGUUUUGGGACAGAUUCCUGGGUGUAUCCAAACAUCUCAAACCCAGAGUAUGGACGCCUUUCCAGGAAGUACAUUUACAGUCUCUAUUGGUCCACCUUGACCCUGACCACCAUCGGGGAGACCCCACCCCCUGUGAAAGAUGAGGAGUAUCUGUUUGUGGUCAUAGACUUCCUAGUGGGCGUCCUGAUUUUUGCCACCAUUGUUGGCAAUGUGGGCUCCAUGAUCUCAAACAUGAAUGCUUCACGGGCCGAGUUCCAGGCCAAGAUUGACUCUAUUAAGCAGUACAUGCAAUUCCGCAAGGUGACCAAGGACUUGGAGACACGGGUAAUCCAGUGGUUUGACUACCUGUGGGCCAACAAGAAGACGGUGGAUGAGAAGGAGGUGCUCAAGAGUCUCCCAGACAAACUGAGGGCCGAGAUCGCCAUCAAUGUGCACCUGGACACUCUGAAGAAGGUCCGCAUCUUCCAAGACUGUGAGGCAGGGCUGCUGGUAGAGCUUGUGCUCAAGCUGCGGCCGGCAGUGUUCAGCCCAGGGGAUUACAUCUGCAAGAAGGGGGACAUCGGGAGGGAGAUGUACAUCAUCAAAGAGGGCAAGCUGGCUGUGGUGGCUGAUGAUGGGAUCACCCAGUUCGUGGUCCUCAGUGAUGGGAGUUACUUUGGGGAGAUCAGCAUCUUAAACAUCAAGGGGAGCAAGUCAGGGAACCGCAGGACAGCCAACAUCAGGAGCAUCGGCUACUCAGACCUGUUCUGCCUUUCCAAGGAUGAUCUGAUGGAGGCUCUCACCGAAUACCCGGAAGCCAAGAAGGUCCUAGAGGACAAGGGACGGCAGAUCCUGAUGAAGGACAACCUGAUUGAUGAGGACAUGGCCAAGGCCGGGGCGGACCCCAAGGAUAUCGAGGAGAAGGUGGAGCACCUGGAGUCCUCCCUGGACGCCCUGCAGACCAGGUUUGCACGGCUCCUGGCUGAGUAUAAUGCCACCCAGAUGAAAGUGAAGCAGCGUCUCAGUCACCUGGAAAGCCGGGUGAAGAUCUGUGGGAGUGACCCUCUGUCUGACGGGGAUGGUCCUGGGGAGGCUGAGAAAACAGAGACCAAACAAGAGUGA
Molecule: messenger RNA, 2121 nt
Organism: Neomonachus schauinslandi (Hawaiian monk seal)
Lineage: Eukaryota; Metazoa; Chordata; Mammalia; Carnivora; Phocidae
Gene: CNGA3
Product: cyclic nucleotide gated channel subunit alpha 3
Exons: 8
Coding region: 1-2121 (706 amino acids)
Biological process (GO): monoatomic cation transmembrane transport
Cellular component (GO): plasma membrane; intracellular cyclic nucleotide activated cation channel complex
Molecular function (GO): cGMP binding; intracellularly cAMP-activated cation channel activity; intracellularly cGMP-activated cation channel activity
Source: RefSeq, a predicted model, not a curated record